Vigna angularis (adzuki bean) is the source of this 999-nucleotide messenger RNA. RefSeq lists its product as uncharacterized. The record is from RefSeq and is a predicted model, not a curated record. NCBI's taxonomy places the organism in Eukaryota, Viridiplantae, Streptophyta, Magnoliopsida, Fabales, Fabaceae. The coding region runs from base 1 to 999 and encodes 332 amino acids. The transcript is spliced from 7 exons.
AUGACGGCAAUUUGCAGUUCUGAUGGUGGUGGCCAUGGAGGCUUACGGCUGACGACGAGGUUGAUGGUGGUGGAGAUAGGGUUGGCGGCGACAAGUCAUGUUUGCUAUAAAGUUGACGGAAUUCCAUAUAUACUAAAGGAAGAUUUGAAGUUAGAGAGAAAAGUUGAUAAGCCUUCUAUUAAGAGUAUUCAUAUGGAAAACGGACAAAUUGUUGAUUGCAUUGACAUUUACAAACAACCAUCCUUUGACCAUCCUUUACUAAAGGAUCAUAAGUUGCAGAGAAAACCCAACUUCCAAAUUGCAAGCGGAAAGACAAGACAAAAAACUUUAGGAACAAAACCCAUGUUUGGAUUGGAUAAAGAUGAAUGUCCGAUGGGAACUGUUCCUAUAUUGAGAACAACAAAAGAUGAUCUUAUUAGAGAAAAAUCAUUACUCAACGAUCAUAUAUUGGUUCAAGAUAUUCCUGGUGUUCAUAUUGCAGAAGUUGCCCUUAAACCAAAUUAUGGCCCUUAUUACGGAGUCGGAGGUUAUAUUCAAACUAGCAGAAGACUUUAUCUUGGUGCAAAAAUAAAUCCCGUCUCUCAUUAUGGAGGACCAAUUUACCUUAUUGCGUGGUCCAUUUCUCAGGAUCCUUUAACCAAAAAUUGGUGGAUAAGUAUAGAUAAUAAGUCUAUCGGAUAUUUUCCGGCAAAAUUGUUUUCAAACAUGAGUUCAGCUGAUGAAGUAGGUUGGGGUGGAAGAACAAGAACUCGUCCUGGUACUCAAAGUCCUCAAAUGGGGUCUGGCCAGUUUCCUCAUGAUAAUAAUAUUACGCACGCUUGUUUCUUUAAAGAAGCUUCAAUUCAAGAUAAUGAAAGAAAAACUCAUGGAGCUAAAGUAUAUGAAACUCGUUCUUUCAGUGACAACCCCAAAUGUUACGAUGUUAGAUAUUAUGGAGAUCAAAAACCUUUUGGUUACAUCCUCCUGUUUGGAGGACCCGGUGGUAAUUGUGGCAAUUAG